Molecule: messenger RNA, 1290 nt
Organism: Cladophialophora psammophila CBS 110553
Lineage: Eukaryota; Fungi; Ascomycota; Eurotiomycetes; Chaetothyriales; Herpotrichiellaceae
Exons: 6
Coding region: 1-1290 (429 amino acids)
Biological process (GO): secondary metabolite biosynthetic process
Molecular function (GO): monooxygenase activity; FAD binding
Source: RefSeq, a predicted model, not a curated record
AUGAAGGUCAUUAUUGUUGGCGCGGGCCUAGGCGGCCUUGCCUGUGCUAUAUCAUGCCGCCGUGAAGGCUUGGAUGUGCUCCUAUUGGAAAGAGCCCCGAAGAUAUUGCCUAUCGGUGCGGGCAUUCAGGUGUCCGCGAAUGCCUCACGCAUUGCCCAUCGUCUCGGGGUCCUUCCAGUUCUCCUCGAACGAGCGAUACAGCCUGAAAAACUUGAAAUACGAAGAUAUGAUAAUGGCUCAGUCCUGUACAUUAGACCAGGCAGAGAAAACAUGGUGCAGAAGUAUGGAUCGCCUUGGUUCGUUAUCCACCGUGCCGACUACCACGAAAUCAUGAUGCAAGAGGCCAUAAGAUUAGGCGUGGACAUUCGCCUAGGUUGUACCGUUGAAGGUCUGGACUUUGAUAAGUCACAAGUCUUGGUGCAAGAUGGAGAGACAUUGAGCGCGGACGUAAUCAUUGGUGCCGAUGGCUUAUGGUCAACCACGCGUGAAAUUCUGCUGGGUCAUCAGUCUCCCCCUGUCGAAACCGGGGAUCUGGCCUACCGGGCUACUUUAAGUCGAGAAGAGAUCGAAGCACUGGACGACCCGGAGGUGAAAGCGAUCUAUGACAGACAGGUAGUUACCGUGUGGCUGGGCCCAGACAAGCAUUGCGUCUUUUACCCUAUAAGUCAGGGCAACACCUACAACCUAGUCCUUCUUCGACCGGACAAUAUGCCUGCAGGAGCUCGAACGGUUCAAGGGACGGUUGACGAGAUGAGACUCAGCUUUGAAGGCUGGGAUAACGUGCUCACGAAGAUUCUAUCCCAAAUAAAUUCUGUCCUGAAAUGGAAGCUUUGUCACCAUGAGGAGCUCGCCACUUGGACUAAAGGCUGCAUCACCCUUCUAGGAGAUGCCUGCCACCCUACCCUCCCUUAUCAAGGUCAAGGGGCCGCUAUGGCAGUCGAAGAUGGCGCUGUAUUGGGCAGGCUGCUUGGGUUGCUGGAUUCUGAGCCACUUUUCAAAGGAACAUCUGCGAAGUUUAUUCCGGAGAUUUUGAACCUAUACGAGGGCAUCCGGAAAUCGCGAACUACGAUCAAUGUUCAGGGGGCGACAGCGAACCGGUUCUGGUACCAUCUAGCGGAUGGACCUAUGCAAGAGAAGCGCGAUGUUGCUUUGCGAGGAGGACCCGACAGCACUGGUUGGUGCUUUCUGCGCCCAGACUACUGGAAUGAUCUUGUUGGCUUUGAUGCAGUUGCUGAUGCUGAAUGUGCUUUUGAAGAGUGGCUAUCUCAAAAAGGGGAGUCUAUCCAGUAA